Messenger RNA from Anolis sagrei ordinatus, 1108 nucleotides. The record is from RefSeq and is a predicted model, not a curated record. Lineage: Eukaryota; Metazoa; Chordata; Lepidosauria; Squamata; Anolidae.
GGAGUGAUUCAGAGCCUGGACUAUCCUUUCCCCUGCAUUUGUGAUAGGACAGCAAACAACUCAGGACAUCAUCUGAGCAGCUGGGAAAAAUAUUAUUUCCAGGAUCAACAUGAAACAAAGAUCAAGGAUCCUUUUCUGCUCACUGGCACUUCUGGUGAAACUUUGCUGUUACCUUGAAGUAGUUGCUGAGGAACCUCCCCAACAACCAACUAGAGAAUCAUGUGCCAAUUGGAUGGCGGGAACUCCAGGUUACCCAGGCCACAAUGGAGCCCCAGGCAGAGAUGGGAGAGAUGGAAGGGAUGGUGAGAAGGGAGAGAAAGGAGAACAAGGUGCACCUGGCCCAAAAGGGGAUAGCGGAACUUUAGGAGUUGCCGGAGCUGAAGGCCCUCGAGGAGCAUCGGGGCUUCCUGGCCUCCCUGGGCCGAAAGGAGAAAAAGGAGACAGUGCUACUGCUUAUCGAUCUGCAUUUAGUGUUGGCUUAACAACCAGAGUCCCCUAUCCCAAUAUUCCCAUCAAAUUUACCAAGAUCUUCUACAACGAGCAAAAUCACUAUGAUCCAAUAACCGGGAAGUUCCGAUGCAUCAUCCCUGGAGUAUACUAUUUUGCAUAUCAUCUCACAGUAUAUGCCUCAGAUGUGAAGGUCAGCUUGUAUAAGAAAGACAAAGCAAUCAUCAUUACUUAUGAUAAGUAUGAGAAAAAUGAUGUUGAUCAGGCAUCUGGUUCUGUUUUACUCCAUGUGGAAGUUGGAGAUGAAGUUUGGCUUCAAGUGUAUGGAGAAGAGGAAAACAAUGGGGUCUAUGCUGAUAAUGUUAAUGAUUCCACUUUUAUGGGAUUCCUGCUCUACCCAGAUGUGGGCUAUGGGCAAUAGAAUGUGGACUGGGAGGUAAAGGAAGAAGAAUAAAGUUAGAAUACCAUUUUACAGCAGCAUAAAAAAGAGAAAGGGAGAAAAGGGGAGUAGCAGCACCUUUAAAAUUAACUGGUUUUUAAUUUUUUUGCAUGCGUUUUUAUAGCUAUAAACCCAUUUUUUCACAUACAGUACACUGAUACUGUGGCAGAAUGCUGACAUUUUGUCAGUAUAGACCCGUUAAACCAAAUGCUGAAUGAUGAG